Elaeis guineensis (African oil palm) is the source of this 1235-nucleotide messenger RNA. RefSeq lists its product as uncharacterized. The record is from RefSeq and is a predicted model, not a curated record. Lineage: Eukaryota; Viridiplantae; Streptophyta; Magnoliopsida; Arecales; Arecaceae.
GGGAAAAUUAAAACAAAUAAGAAAAGGAAUUAGCGAACGCUAGGCGGUAACCAACCUUCGGAUUGGAAUUCUAGGGGUUUAUAGUUGGUUCUAUCGGAUCUAUAAUGGUGGAAGAGACGAGAGGGGAGUGGAGGCGGCGGAGGUAGAUGAGGUGCAAGCGCCACCCGUCCGAUAACGGCGUCGGCGUCUGCGCCCCCUGCCUCCGCGAGCGCCUCCUCGCCCUCCUCGCGGACCACGCCGACGACCCUCCGCACCACCGCCGGAAGCCGGAGCGCCUGCCACCUCCGCCGCCCCUUCAAUUCCCACGAUCUGUCUCUCCCUACGUCUGCCGCCUCCGAUCCGUCGACCCCGCCCCUUCCCGCCUCUCCCGCGUCUACUUCAGCACCCGCCGGGUCGACCCGUCCUCCUCCACCGCCGCCGCCGGCGGCUGCUGGAGGAGCGGCUCCGGGAAGUCAUCUUUUCCGUCGUCCCUCUUCGGGAACUCAAGAUCCGAGAAGGCCGAGUCCGAUUCCGGUAUCUCGGAGGCUUCCAGAUCGAGUUCUUGGCUCUCGGUUCUCCUCCACGGCCACCGGAAGAAGAAGAAGAAGAAGAAGAAGAAUUCUAGGCCAUUCGCGGCGGAGGAGGAGGCCGCAAAAAGGUCGUGCCCGGCAAGGGAACGGGGAAUGUCGCCGGACACGGAUUACUCCGCGUCGGGAAACGAGUGCGCCCCGGAGUCACCGGGGAGCUGGUGGAGAUCGAGUCCAUCAUCGAAGCGGCGGCCGGCUGCGUAUCACCACCGUCAUCACCGAGCCUGGGGGCUUGCGGGCUUCGCCGUCUGCCUGAGCCCGCUGAUGAGGGUGAGCCCCGGCCACCGACGGAGCCAGGAGGCAGCGGAGGUGGGGUUCUCCGGAGAGCUCCGGGGCACCCUAAAGCCGCACCACGGCCGCCACGUGUCUAGCGGGGCUGCCUCGCUCGGCCCGAGCCGGUCGAGGAAGCCGGUCGACUUUGGCAGGUUCCGAUGACACUUUUACCCCGGUCUUCCCUCUUUACAACGUCUGCCCUUUCUAUUUAAGGAAAAAAUAGUCAGAUUUUUAGUGGAUUUUAAUUAUAUACUUAGAAAGGUGGUUGAUGGUGUAUUAAAUGCAUUUUCGUAUAUUUUUAGUGAUUGGAUCGUUAGGAAAUAAUCACUGGUGUGCGUUUAAAUUAUCAAUUUUGAACGUUCGAAUGAUGAAAAUUUAGAAAUCUUCUCUUGCCAA